AACCCUUUGGGCGGAGCAUUCAAUCUUCAAGCUCCCUCGUUUACAUCGCUGCCUUCUCCCUUCUUACUUAGUUUCUUCUUCAACUACUCUCUCUCUCUCUCCAUCAAAACUUCUCUUCCAUAUCUGCAGCUACACUUAUCUGCACUUCAGAAAGGCAAUGACAUUGAGCUCGGGAAUGGAAAUGGCCUUGACAUUUUACAAAUCCGUUCAUUCACCGCCUAGCUUACUUCCGGGGAGUGCUAGGGGAAUCAAGAGUUCCCAAUGUAGUUUGGUUGGGGGAAGUAGGGUGAACUUCCCACGGCAGAGAAGUCAGGUUACUCAAGUUAGGCGAAGUAAGACUGGUAAACGUGGAGGAGCUUUAGCUGCUACAUGCAAGGAUGAUAAAAUUCUGGUGGCCAACAGGGGAGAAAUUGCUGUUCGUGUUAUUCGAACUGCCCAUGAGAUGGGGAUUCCUUGUGUUGCGGUUUACUCAACCAUUGACAAGGAUGCACUUCAUGUGAAACUGGCUGAUGAAUCAGUUUGCAUUGGUGAAGCACAGAGUAGUCAGUCGUACCUGUUGAUCCCAAAUGUCCUCUCUGCUGCUGUUAGUCGGGGAUGUACAAUGCUGCAUCCUGGAUAUGGUUUCCUUUCUGAAAAUGCAGUUUUUGUUGAGAUGUGCCGCGAGCAUGGAAUCAACUUUAUUGGACCAAAUCCUGAUAGCAUACGUGUCAUGGGUGACAAAUCAACUGCCAGGGACACAAUGAAGAAUGCUGGAGUUCCCACUGUGCCAGGGAGUGAUGGAUUAUUACAGAGCACUGAAGAAGCAAUCAGAGUUGCAGACGAGAUUGGCUAUCCUGUAAUGAUUAAGGCAACAGCAGGUGGCGGAGGACGUGGUAUGCGUCUUGCUAAAGAACCUGAGGAAUUUGUGAAGUUGUUGCAGCAAGCUAAGAGUGAAGCGGCUGCUGCUUUUGGAAAUGAUGGCUGUUAUCUGGAAAAGUAUGUCCAAAAUCCAAGGCACAUUGAAUUCCAGGUUCUUGCCGAUAAGUUUGGCAACGUUGUUCACUUUGGAGAACGAGAUUGCAGUAUUCAGAGAAGGAAUCAAAAAUUGCUUGAAGAAGCACCUUCACCUGCUCUGACCCCAGAAUUACGAAAAGCAAUGGGGGAUGCAGCUGUUGCAGCUGCAGCAUCCAUUGGUUAUGUAGGUGUUGGUACAAUUGAGUUCCUUCUUGAUGAGAGAGGCUCAUUUUACUUCAUGGAAAUGAAUACUAGGAUCCAGGUUGAACAUCCUGUGACAGAGAUGAUUUCAUCUGUUGACUUGAUUGAAGAACAAAUCCGUGUAGCUAGGGGUGAAAAACUUCGCUACAAGCAGGAAGAUAUUGUUCUCCGUGGACAUUCAAUUGAAUGCCGUAUCAAUGCUGAAGAUGCUUUCAAGAACUUCAGACCUGGGCCAGGGAGAAUUACAACAUACUUACCAGCUGGAGGCCCAUUUGUUAGAAUGGAUAGCCAUGUAUACUCAAAUUAUGUUGUUCCUCCCAGCUAUGAUUCCCUACUCGGAAAGCUUAUUGUGUGGGCUCCAACUAGAGAGAGGGCAAUCGAACGAAUGAAGAGAGCUCUUAAUGACACCAUAAUCACAGGGGUUCCAACCACAAUUGACUACCACAAACUCAUUCUUGAAGUAGAGGAUUUCAAAAAUGGAAAGGUUGAUACUGCUUUUAUUCCCAAGCAUGAAGCAGAAUUAGCUGCACCACAGGAUUUGGUACCUGUAUCAGCUCCUGCGAAACAGCUGAAUAAUGCUGCUUAGACGUCGAACAAUUUAGGUUGGUUUCGAGAUUAUGGUUUUGGUGGGAUCCGGUUUUUAUUUAUUCAAGUCGGUUUUCGAGAGAAAAUUAAGAACUCCUUUCUUUAUCUUUGGCUAACCCUUGAGGUUUGUGUAUGUUUGUUUGUUUGAGACUCUGUAUAAGUCUUAUUUAUUUAGUAUCAUUUUCCAACUAAUAAUACAAUGGAAUAGUUACAUUUUGAAGAUGGGAUUAAAUUAAAUAUUUUUAU
Impatiens glandulifera is the source of this 2025-nucleotide messenger RNA. RefSeq names its product biotin carboxylase 1, chloroplastic. Bases 158 to 1780 code for a protein of 540 amino acids. Gene Ontology annotation, molecular function: ligase activity; ATP binding; metal ion binding. Lineage: Eukaryota; Viridiplantae; Streptophyta; Magnoliopsida; Ericales; Balsaminaceae. The transcript is spliced from 17 exons. The record is from RefSeq and is a predicted model, not a curated record.